Lethenteron reissneri (Far Eastern brook lamprey) is the source of this 4428-nucleotide messenger RNA. Its product is annotated as protein-arginine deiminase type-2-like. Gene Ontology annotation, cellular component: cytoplasm; nucleus. Gene Ontology annotation, molecular function: protein-arginine deiminase activity; calcium ion binding. The record is from RefSeq and is a predicted model, not a curated record. Lineage: Eukaryota; Metazoa; Chordata; Hyperoartia; Petromyzontiformes; Petromyzontidae.
AUGUCGCUUUUGGUGGUCCCAGUCAAGCGACGUACAAUGUCCCUUUGUUGACCGAGCGUUGAUCCCUUGUCCCCCGUCUCGUCUGAGCAUCAUCCGCUGCCACGUGCGGAUGUUUUCGACAGCCGUGCGACGGGCAUGGCCACAGGUUCACACCACGGGUCCACGCGUCGCUCCUUCAGUUUGGUUCUUUCGUGCUCAACAUGGCCACGACUCGGACAAUCCACCUGCAGCUGGACAAGGUCCUGGAAGAGGUCUUCGUCCUGGGCACUGAGCUGGUCAUGGACAUGUACCAGUUGGCACCGCCUGGCGCCGUGACCUUCUCGGUGAGCGCCAGCGCCGACGUGACGUGCUGGGUGAACACGCCGACCGGCGUGGCCCAGCCCGAGCCACACGGCCGCGUGGCCGUGGGGACCCAGGUGCACGCGCAGGUGCUCACGCCCAGCCAGGAGAUCGGCGACAAGAAGCUGUCCAUUACAUUUUAUGAAAAUGCGGACCAGGCCCUUGCAAAGGCUCAGCUCUAUUUGACGGCCAUCGGCCUCUCUCUGGAUGUGGACGCCGACCGGGAUGGCAUUGUGGAACACAACAACCCCAAAAAGGGGAGCUGGGAGUGGGGGCCCCAGGGACACGGUGCCGUGCUGCUCGUGAACUGCGACCAGGAGAGCGAGGGGGGGGCGGUGGACAACUACGACCACAUCCUGCAGGGCGAGUCGGACCUGAAGGACAUGGCUCCCAUGGUGGUUCGCACGCGCGGUCCCGCCGUACUGCCCCACGGGUUUUGCCUGCAGCUCUACAGCCCCGACUGGAAGCACGUGGGCGUCUUCCACAUGCCAGACCCAAGCAGGGCCGGAGAGGUGAAUCAGUCGCUGGGGCCGGGCAGGCCGAGCUACUCGUUCGAGUACCCGGGUCGUGGCGGAGAGGUGAACCUCUACGUGGAGGGGCUCAGCUUCCCGGACGCCGACUUCAACGGAUUCGUUCACUUCCACCUCAGCCUCCUGCAGGUCAUCCUGCCGGACACGGUCAGCACUCCAAUCUUCACCGACAGCGCGGUGUUCCGCGUCGCGCCGUGGAUCAUGACCCCUAACACACAGCCGGCGCUGCAGGUCAUCAUGUGCAAGGUCGGCAACAACACCGCGUUCGUGAAGGAGAUGCGAAAGGUCGCGGAAAAGGGCAAGUGUAAGGCCAUCAUCCUGGACACGUAUGAGAACGACAUCUGGAUGCAGGACCAGAUGGAGUUCGGCUACUGCGAGUCUCCCAACCGCGUGCUCCCCGUGGUGUUCGAUUCUCCCCGGAAUCGCGAACUCAAGGACAUCCCCCUGCGCAUCAUGGGGCCCGACUUUGGCUACGUGACACGAUGCGCCUACAAGGACGCUGUGAACAGCCUCGACUCGUUCGGAAACCUCGAGGUGUCUCCCCCCGUCGUCGUCAGGGGCAAGAAAUACCCACUCGGUCGCAUCAUCAUCGGCAGCGCCUUCCCCACCGCAGAGAUGGGGCGCAACAUGGCUCGUACCGUGCGCGAGUUCCUGUUCGCGCAGCAGGUGCAGGCGCCCGUGGAGCUCUACAGCGACUGGCUCUCCGUGGGCCACGUGGACGAGUUCAUGAGCUUCGUGCCGGCGCCCGACCGCAAGGGCUUCCGCCUGCUGCUCGCGAGUCCCGACGCGUGUCUCCGUCUCCUCAAGGAGCUGCUCCAGCAGGGACACGGCCAGAGGCGCCUCUUCGAGAGCCGCCCGGAGGUGUUGAAAAGUAAGGGCUCUGCGGUGAUCAGCGAGAUCCUUGUGGAUGAAAAGUUCAAGAUGGAGAACACCUACGUGCAGCGCUGCAUCGACUGGAACCGCGACGUGCUCAAGAGGGAGCUGGGCCUGGAGGAGGCGGACAUCAUCGACCUCCCCGUGCUCUUCCUCCUCAACAAGAGCAAGGCCGAGGCCUACUUCUCCAACGUGGUGAACAUGGUGGUGCUGAACAAGGAGCUGGCCAUCCCCAAGCCGUUCGGUCCGAUCAUCGACGAGCAGUGCGCCCUCGAGACCAGCGUGUGCUCGCUGCUCGAGCCCCUCGGCCUGCGCUGCUCCUUCGUGGACGACCUCCUGUCGCACCACGUGAAGAAGGGCGAGGUCCACUGCGGCUCCAGCACGCGCCGGGCGCACUUCGCCGCCACGCAUUGGUGGGACGUGGGCCCCCUGUGAGGCCCCCGGCCACCACGCGCCCAAGGGGUCGGCACGGUGCCCGCGAGGGCCCCCGCCCUACUGACGGAGAGUUCUGCUGCGUGCGUUUUCGCGUUUUUAUCGUGCUUCGUAGCCCUCUCUCGAUGUGUUUUUUUAUGGUUGCACCGCGCGUUGUCGGGCACGAUGUCUCCGAUGUUUUUUGCAAGCUUCUUCAGUUUCACGAGAGCUCCCGAAGAAGCCGAACGUGUACGUGUUAGCCGACCGUGCUAAUCGGAGGUACAGGGGAAGGACAACAAACAUGGUACAAGAACAUGGUAUGACCCGAAAACACAUUGGAAAGAGGGAGGCUUGCCAAUUCAUGGACAGGUCCAAGCAGUCGCUUACGAGGUCCCCAGCUACCGUACGUGUACAAUGACAUCCUGAUGAACAUGCAUUUUUUUAAAUCUACAAAAUAAACGGACACAUGUCUGUUUCACUAAUGAGCAGCUUACUGUUUAAGUGGGUGAGCGCCAACAUGGUUUCGGGUAAAUAAAAUGAAGCCGAUCUUUCUCUGGCCCUCCUGUGCCCCAUUUAGCCUGCUCAUUACAAUGGGUAUGGAUUGCCUCGUGUAGGCAAGAGGUCUCCAUGAACACUGUGGGGUGGGUCCCUUCACCAUCACCCAGCGACAUGGUGCAAAAGCAUUCGCAAUGUUGCCGUAUUGGAUUUUGAGGUAACGCACUGCAGUAUUAAACAACCUAUAGGCAGAUCAACCAAGAUGGAAUUCUAAUGUGGUGAUGCAGACCUAUUAUUAUUUACCUAUAAUCCACAAUGACAGCAUGGAAAAAAAAUUGUACAAUUUUUAAGUGAUACUCUGUUGAGUUACAUUUAUAAAAAAUUCACGUGCCAUAAGGUGAAUUUGACCAGACGAAUUGAGCGUAGAUUUGGGGGGGGGGGGAGGUUGGAACGCUUUACACUUGCUACGGCAAAUGAUGUCCGUGCAAAAAUAUAUAUUUCCGAACCCAAACUGGCUUUCUUCAGCUGUCCAUUAAGUUUCAGUUUAUUUUGCAUUACUCUGUGAGCCAAGGAGCUCUCGAAUCGUGUUUCAUCAACAAAAAACAACACCACCGCUUCCUCCAACAUACGCAACAAGUGACGGUAAAAAUAAAUCAAUAAUAAACAAUAAAUAAGCGACGUAAAAAAAUAGAUAGCAAAUUGUAAUCGCAAUAUACAAAUUAUCCUAAUUUUUUUUAAUAUAUAUCUCUAAAAACACGAUUUUAAAUCUGCCAUAAUAAUUGUAAUAUAAACUGAGCCUAAAACACGAUGGCAUUAUAUUAAGGAAUAAAAAACAGAAUCCAUAAAAAAAACGUGGUGUAAACGCACAUAAAGUGGUCUCUUACAGGCAAAUAAUAUGUAUGCCUCAUCUAACUCAGAGACACUGGCAGUUCCACAGAUUAAGCAACCUCAUGAACACCCUAACAAUACACACUGUCAGUUUUUAGUUGAUUACAGUGUUAUCAAGUUGUACAUACCUACGCAUGUAGGUAUGUUCAAUGGUUUGUCGGAUGCAGUCCCAGCAUAGUUAUGCACAUCAAAGAGAAAAGCAAAUUCCUCAAACACUUUUAUUCAAACCAAUAUAUAUUUACAUAAAGUCACAAAAAGGGAGCUUGUUUACCCUCUGCAAUAAAAUCACAUUUCAAUAUACCAAAUUAUUGGGCUCUUUAAUAGCAAUGCGUCAUAGAAAACCCUGGUGAGGCUUUGUUCGCCUCGAAAUGUCUCUCUCUCCCCGUGGGUGCGUGGAUUUUUCUCCAGGUCCUAGGGUUGUCCCCUCCAUAUUUAGAAUCAACAUGCGCUUAAGGAGUAUUUGGCUGCUAUAAAUUCCCACGUGACGACCAGCCACUCCGUUGAGCUAUCAUUUGUGGCCAGGUCGCUUCUUAAAAGAGCUACCACAGCUCAAUCGGGGCCUUACCUGGUAAAAUAAAAAAACAUUGGUUUCUUUAUCGUUUCCUCGAGUCUCAUCAGGUGGUUGUGCCCUGUUUAAAAACAUAUUUAGGUGUACAGUACCACCGAAGUAGAUUGUCCAUCAGCAUGUCAUUGUGCGCUGUUUAUGGUGUCCAUACCGUGCGCGCUAAUCCACGCAUAUGCAUGCCCCCCAGGGCCUGUGGCUUACAAGGUUCGGCGAGAAUGUCAUGCGGCCACGUGCGCGGUUAUAGCGGAGGCGGUGGCUUUACCGUGCAUGCUUCACGAUGGUGUCUGUGUUUCCUAGUUACCUUCCCACGCUUCAGCAUCGCUCUUG